CGGCUGCGGCUUUUAUUAGGGUUAGAAAGGAGCAAGGAACAUGGCUGGAAAAAGGAUUGCUGUGGUGACUGGGGCAAUAAAGGAAUUGGAUAUGGGAUAAUGAAAGAGUUAUGUGCCAAGUUUGAUGGCGUUGUUUAUCUCACUGCCCGGGAUGAAGGAAGGGGCCUGGCUGCUGUUGAAGACCUCAAGAAACUUGGCUUCGCUCCUCGUUUUCAUCAACUUGACAUUGACAAUGCUGACAGCAUUUCAAAGUUUACAAGUUAUAUAAAGAACACAUAUGGAGGGCUUGAUGUUCUAGUUAAUAAUGCAGCUAUUGCCUACAAGAUGGCAGCCACAGAAUCUUUUGGGGAGCAAGCUGAAAAUACCAUUAGAGUGAACUACUUUGGUACUUUGGCACUGUGUAGGAGUUUGUUCCCACUCCUAAGACCACAUGCUAGGGUGUCUACGGUGUCCAGUUCUGCAGGCCAUCUUUCGCGCAUUAAUGGAAAUGAGCCACAGGCCUCUGCUCUCAGAGAGAAGUUUGCUUCACCAUCUCUUACAGAAGAGGAACUGUCUGACCUCAUGAACCAAUUUGUAGAAAAAGCAAAAGAGGGAAAAUGGAAGGAAGCUGGUUGGCCAAGCAGCACAUAUGUGGUGAGCAAAGUAGGCGUAUCAGCUCUCACACGCAUCCAGCAGAGAGCCUUUGAUGCAGAUCCCCGAGAAGACCUUGUGGUGAACUGUGCUCACCCUGGAUAUGUUGACACAGAUAUGACAUCUCACAAGGGACCACUGACCAUUGAGCAAGGAGCAGUCGCACCAUCCUACUUGGCUUUACUACCUCCGAACAUUAAAGAACCAAAGGGAGCAUAUCUUUGGUAUGAAAAGCAAGUUGUAGACUGGGUUAAGGGACCAAUGCCUUGAAUCCAAAGUGAACCUGUGUAAUACAAAGGCAUUAUAUGGGGAUACUGAUUUAUUAUUGUCUGUUUUAUUUUUUUGUGUUUUAUGUAUGUAUGUUACUUUUAUAGGAAAUAUAGUAAUGUAUUCCAAAAAUGGUUAAGGAAAUAUGAACUGUUUAAAUUCGAACAAAAUUACUCGGCCAUAAGUCUAAAUUGUCUUUUAUUUGGAUUUGGUCUUUUGUAAAUUAAAUAUAAUUUUUUUUAAAGAAUAAAGUCUGACAUGAUUUAU
This is a messenger RNA of Penaeus vannamei (Pacific white shrimp), 1164 nucleotides long. The record is from RefSeq and is a predicted model, not a curated record. Lineage: Eukaryota; Metazoa; Arthropoda; Malacostraca; Decapoda; Penaeidae.